CAUCUCAGAGAGGAAGGCAGCGACUCUAUUUUAUACUUAAAAAAUGUGGCUCCUAAAUGGCGGGGGUGUCUCCUUCCUGCGUAGAAGUUCACGCAUUCUGACAUUUAUCCCUACAAUUGAGUUUGUAGGGAAGAGAAAAGGUGUGCGCAACCGCUCUUCGUUUUGUUCAAGUAGUGGUAUGAUUAAGCUCAUUUCUACGAAUAUGGCAGAGAAAGUGAUGAGCAAAGCUCAGCCAGAGCUUAUGCUUGUUUCCGACCUGGAUUUCACAAUGGUUGAUCAUGACGACCCUUCACACCAGUCACUGCUAAACUUUAAUAGCUUGUGGGCAGCUGAGUACGCACAUAAUUCGGUGUUGGUCUUUUCAUCAGGCCGAUCACCACAGAGAUAUAAUGAAUUGAGGGGCCAAGUCCCAUUGCUCACGCCUGCAAUACAUGUUUUAUCGGUGGGUACAGAGAUUUUUUAUGGACUCCAGCCUGAUGCUACGUGGCUCAAUCUACUCGACCAAGGAUGGAACAGAGAUAUUGUUUUCGAGGAGGCCAAAAUGUUCCCUCAACUUCAACUACAGGAGGAAUCAGAGCAACGACCACACAAAAUUAGUUUUUAUUUGAACAAGGAGGAAGCACCAAAAGUUCAAGAACAGCUAUUGUCCAGAUUGCAAAGCAGACAGCUUGAUGUGAAACUGAUUUACAGUGGAGGAAUAGCCUUUGAUGUGCUUCCUAAAAUGGGUGGGAAAGGAGAAGCCCUGGCUUACUUGAUGAGAAAAAUGAAGAAAGAUGGAUCACUAUCCAAGAAUGUCCUUGUAUGUGGAGACUCAGGCAAUGAUAUAGAAUUAUUCACUGUUGAAGGAGUUCAUGGAGUUAUUGUCUCUAAUGCUCAGGAAGAGCUAAUUCAAUGGUACAAAUCCCACAAUUUUAUCAAUAAAGUCUACCAUGCAAGCGAGAGAUGUGCUGGUGGGAUCAUUCAAGCUCUUCAGAAUUUUAAUUUUGGACCACAUUAUACAUCACGUGAAAAGAUAAAAAAUAAUCAGUUUGAUUACCCUGAGGCUGAUCUUCAAACGGAAAGGUUGCUGGGAGAUGGCGCAGCUAAAAGAGAAGUUAUAGAGUUCAAUUUAUUUCUAGAAAUGUGGUUAAAUGGCCACAUUGAGAACAAUGACAAAAGUUACCAAAGAGUUAUGGGUGUAAUUGCUAAGGGUGCAACUAUGGUUUAUCCUUGGGGAAAAGAGUCAAAUUUGAAUGAAGCAUUGGAUCUUAUUCGAGAAAAGCAUGGGCUGAUGAAGGGAAAAGCUUUUAUGACCUGGAUUGACAACAUACAAGAGAAGAAACUAGCAGAGGGUGUGUAUCUUGUCACGUGGGAAUCAUGGGAGAAGUUUAAUGAUGGAGAGCACAAAGGACAUUAUGCGACUGCUAUUCUUGUCUCAAAGGAGAAAACCCCAAAUGGAGUGGAGUGGUUAAGGGUUCAUGAGACAACCAUGAACCACAGUUUACGAUAGUUUAGUUUCAAGCUGUAAUUAAUGAACAUCGUUCUUUUGACCAUCUCUAACUUAUUCGCAUGGAGAGGAUAAUCUACUUAUAUGAUUUGUGCUAUAUAAUAAUUUCUCCAGUUGUUUUUUCUGGUACCAUAUUGACAUGGGGAAAGAUUUUACAUAUUUAUUGUUGUGUUCUAAAUUCUAAAUUUGUUAAGAAUAAUUCAUCUUAGUACGCUA
Molecule: messenger RNA, 1702 nt
Organism: Cryptomeria japonica (Japanese cedar)
Lineage: Eukaryota; Viridiplantae; Streptophyta; Pinopsida; Cupressales; Cupressaceae
Product: sucrose-phosphatase 1
Exons: 8
Coding region: 44-1489 (481 amino acids)
Biological process (GO): sucrose biosynthetic process
Molecular function (GO): magnesium ion binding; sucrose-phosphate phosphatase activity
Source: RefSeq, a predicted model, not a curated record